Lingula anatina is the source of this 1956-nucleotide messenger RNA. RefSeq lists its product as uncharacterized. NCBI's taxonomy places the organism in Eukaryota, Metazoa, Brachiopoda, Lingulata, Lingulida, Lingulidae. The record is from RefSeq and is a predicted model, not a curated record.
CCCCGUAAAAGUGAUCUGCUUUAAAAAGCUUCGCGGUUUGUUUUACACUCCAAGUGCAGUAACAGUGGCAGACAGGACAUACAGAAAAUUAAUAACACAUGUGAGUGUGACACAAGACUUAUUUUGGUAGUUUCUUGUGUACAUGCCUAUACAUGUAUAUCUGAUUUGUCGGAGUGGACUUUGUCCUGUUGUGCAAGAGUUUACGGGUAAAACCACGGUAUAUAAAGGCAGCCACCCUAAGAAAAUAAGAAAACGAACUCGUGCCGGGGCCAGUCGAAAACCAUGCAUCUUUUAGCAGCGUGGAUACUGCUCCUUGCCGCUGGCUCAGUCUUCACAGAUGUCUCGCCAUGUGAUCAGUGGGGUGCCUGCAGCCAGCAGUGCUCACAGACGUCACUGGGUUACACGUGCUCUUGUUACCAUGGUUACAUUUUAGACCCGGAUGGCUGGACUUGCAAGCCAGAAGGUACGGAAAGACCGUAUAUAUUGUAUACGCUCCGUCAUGAGAUAAGACUAGUGGACUUGGAUGGACAGGCGUCGGUUGCUCUGGACAGACUGAGAAACACUGUGUCCCUGGAUUACUACGAUAAGAACAGAACCAUAUUCUGGUCGGACGUCAUGGAGGAUAAAAUAUACAGAGGAGUCAUGGACGCCAACCACAUAACCGAUAUUCAAGAGGUCGUUAGUGUUGGCCUGAUAAGACCAGAGGGUAUUGCUGUCGACUGGAUAGUAGAGAACAUCUACUGGGUGGACAGCAAUCAACGCCAGAUAGAGGUCGCCACCAUGCAAGGCAAGCUCAGGUCGACGCUUGUAGCUGGGAAGAUUAAGCAACCCAGAGCCAUUGCUGUAGAUCCCAGUGCUGGUCUAUUAUUCUGGACAGACUGGGAGAAGAACAAUCCUCGUAUUGAGAGCUGUUCUAUGAGUGGACAUGGCCGGGCAGUCGUGGUCAACAUCACUCUGAUGGACAGUGAAGGGGCGUGGCCAAAUGGACUGACCCUGGACUAUGACUUAAGGAGAGUUUACUGGGUGGAUGCCAGGUCGGACACCAUCAGCACGGUACGGUAUGACGGAAGCGACUACAGGGUCGUGUUGAGGAACCAUCGUCUGCUCUCACAUCCCUUCGCCAUUGCUGUGUUUGGCUCCAAUGUGUACUGGACUGAUUGGAGAACCAACUCGCUCAUGGAGGCAAAUAAAUUUAAUGGCAGCAGCGUCCGUGUGGUCCAGAGAACUUAUGCACAGCCCUUUGACCUUAAAGUCUUCCACUCUAAGAGGCAGGCCCAGAUGAAGAACCCGUGUGGUGAAAACAAUGGCGGCUGUUCUCACCUCUGUCUGCUGGGUUUCAAUGGCACAGCGGACUGCACAUGUCCUUACUUCCAUGUCUUACUGUCAGACAGGAAAACAUGCGCCCUCAACAGUACAUUCCUGCUCUACGCACGUCACUAUGAAAUCCGUGGAUUGGACUUAAACAACACCGACUUUGACGCCAUGCCGACCAUGUCGUCCCCUCACGUGGAGAUCCCUAAAGCAAUGGACAUCGACCCUGUGUCCGGCAUGUAUUACUGGACAGACAGCCGUCAUGGCACCAUAAAAAGAGCUCGUAUUAUUGAUGGGACGGACAUUGAAACGGUCGUGAACACAGAUCUGGACAACCCCAGUGGUUUAGCUGUGGACUAUGUGUCUGGUAAUAUGUACUUUAGCACCACCAGGGAAGGUGUGGGCAGUAUAUGGGUAUCUAGGCUGGACGGCAGGCAAAGACUGAAAGUGGUAUAUGAUAGAAAGCCGAUCACAUCACUAGCUAUCCAUCCAAAUAAAGGUAAAAUCUUCUGGACGGAGGAUGGCACCAAUGCCCAGGUCGUAUUUGUUGCCAAUAUGGACGGCAGCAAUGUCCAGCAGUUUGUUCCCGACAGCCUGACCCACGUCGAUUCUGCCUUCAAACUCUACAGUAAGAAUUAUACGUAG